AUGCCUCGACUUCUACCACAGUCUGACUCCGAGGCUUCCUCGCGUGCCGACACUCCUAUGACUGACGUGAACGAUGUGCCUUCCCGUCGGCCUCAUCGCCCAUCUUUCGGUCACCUCAAUCCAUACCUCGAUGAUACCCCAGACUACACAGACUCCGAUACGAAUCCAAAUACCACUGCUAGCAGCGUGGCUGGGGAUGUACCGCAGACCGAUGGACGCAAGAAACGAACUGAGGCCUUGCAAUUGAGAAAGAGUAUCUUGGGCAAGAAACACGGCCAGCUGGGUGAAUCCAAAGAGAAUGACUCCAUUAGACGCUUUAAAUAUUUACUCGGUCUGACCGACCUCUUCCGCCACUUCAUCGACACGAAUCCCAAUCCUCGAAUCAAGGAAAUCUUGGCUGAGAUUGAUCGUCAGAACGCCGAACAGGAGGCUAAGGCCAAGAAGGGUGUGUCGCGCAAAGGAGGUGCUGCUGGUGCCAACAAGCGGAAAACCGAGCAAGAGGAAGAUGCAGAGCUGUUGCGCGAUGAGAAACGUGGUACAGCCUCUCAGACAAUCUUCAGAGAUUCUCCAGCCUUUAUCCAAGGUGGCGAGAUGCGCGACUACCAAGUUGCCGGCCUUAAUUGGCUAAUCUCCCUCCACGAGAAUGGUAUCUCUGGCAUCCUCGCCGAUGAGAUGGGACUAGGCAAAACUCUGCAGACCAUCUCAUUCCUCGGCUACUUGCGCCACAUUUGCGACAUCACCGGUCCUCACCUGGUCGCUGUCCCCAAAUCUACACUGGAUAAUUGGGCACGCGAAUUCAAAAAGUGGACGCCAGAAGUCAAUGUUCUCGUUCUACAAGGUGCGAAGGACGACAGACAGCAGCUUAUCAAGGAUCGCGUCGUCGACGAGAAAUUUGACGUUCUGGUCACCAGCUACGAGAUGAUUCUCCGCGAGAAGUCCCACCUCCGCAAAUUUGCUUGGGAGUACAUCAUUGUUGACGAAGCUCACCGCAUCAAGAAUGAAGAAUCCUCUCUUGCCCAGAUCAUUCGCGAGUUCAACUCACGGAAUCGGCUCCUCAUUACAGGCACCCCUCUACAGAAUAACCUCCACGAGCUAUGGGCGUUACUCAACUUCCUUAUGCCUGACGUAUUUGGCGACUCUGAAGCGUUUGACCAGUGGUUCUCUGGUCAGGAUGCGGAUCAAGACACUGUCGUACAACAACUUCAUCGUGUGUUACGACCUUUCCUCCUGCGUCGAGUGAAGAGUGACGUGGAGAAGAGUCUACUGCCAAAGAAAGAGCUCAACUUGUAUGUUGGCAUGUCGGAGAUGCAGGUGAAGUGGUACCAGAAAAUCUUGGAGAAGGAUAUUGAUGCUGUCAAUGGCGCGGGCGGAAAGCGUGAGUCCAAGACGAGAUUGCUCAACAUUGUCAUGCAGCUGCGCAAGUGCUGCAAUCACCCUUAUCUUUUCGAUGGUGCCGAGCCUGGCCCUCCGUAUACCACGGACGAGCACUUGGUGUACAAUUCUGGAAAGAUGCUCAUUCUUGACAAGAUUCUGACGAGGAUGCACGAACAAGGAAGCCGAGUGCUCAUCUUCUCGCAGAUGAGUCGUGUUCUUGACAUUCUGGAGGACUACUGCGUAUUCCGUGGACAUCAGUACUGCCGCAUCGACGGUGGCACGGCGCAUGAGGAUCGGAUUGCGGCCAUCGACACAUACAAUGCCCCUGGCUCGGAGAAGUUCAUCUUCCUCCUCACCACGCGUGCUGGUGGUCUUGGUAUCAACCUAACCUCCGCCGAUAUCGUUGUAUUGUACGACAGCGACUGGAAUCCUCAGGCCGAUCUUCAAGCCAUGGAUCGUGCUCACCGUAUUGGGCAAACUAAGCAGGUCAAAGUGUUUCGGUUUGUAACCGAGAAUGCCAUCGAAGAGAAAGUCCUCGAACGUGCGGCGCAGAAACUGCGACUUGACCAGCUUGUGAUCCAGCAGGGCCGAGCUCAGCAACAGCAGAAGCAGGCUGCUUCGAAAGACGAGCUGCUCAACAUGAUUCAGCACGGUGCCGAGAAGGUCUUCGAGACCAAAGGCGCCGUUGGUGCGCUCGAUGACAUCGAUGAAAUCCUCCAGCGCGGUGAGGCACGUACUCUUGAGCUCAAUGCCAAGUACGAAAAACUAGGAAUUGAUGACCUUCAGAAAUUCACAUCUGACAAUGCCUACGAAUGGAACGGCGAGGAUUUCACCAACCGUCGCAAGGAAAAUAUAGGCAUCUCCUGGAUCAACCCGGCUAAGCGAGAGCGCAAAGAGCAGUUCUAUUCCAUCGACAAAUACUACCGCAACGCCCUUAGCACGGGCGGAAAGAAGGAGGAGCCCAAGCAGAAGAUCCCUCGUGCGCCCAAACAGGUCAAUAUCCACGAUUGGCAGUUCUUCCCCGAUGGUCUGCGCGAGCUUCAAGAUAAAGAGACCGCGUACUAUCACAAAGAGAUCGGUUUCAAGGCGCCUCUGCCUGAAGAUGAUCGGUCUGACAGCGAGCGUCAAGCUGAUCAAGAAAUUGAGCAGCAGACCAUCGACAACGCAGAACCUUUGACCGACCGUGAGAAGGAACUCAAACUCGAAAUGCAAGAACAGGGUUACGGUCACUGGAAUCGCCGUGACUUCCAGCAGUUCGUCAAUGGAUCCGGCCGUUAUGGCCGCAAGAACUUCGAAGGCAUCAGUAUCGAAGUGGACAGCAAGACCGUGGAAGAAAUUAAAGAAUACGCCAAAGCUUUCUGGGAAAACUACGAGCUCAUUGAAGGUUGGGAAAAGCAUAUCGCCUCCAUCGAAGCCGGCGAGGAACGAUUACGUCGCACUGAACAUCAGCGAAAAAUGCUGCGGAAGAAGAUGCAAAUGUAUCGUGUCCCUCUUCAGCAGCUCAAGAUCAACUACACUGUCUCAACCACCAACAAGAAAGUAUACACAGAAGAAGAGGACCGAUUUCUUCUUGUUAUGCUGGAUCGUCAUGGCCUUGAGUCGGAGAAUCUCUACGAACAGAUUCGCGAUGACAUCCGUGAAAGUCCGCUCUUUCGCUUCGAUUGGUUUUUCCUCAGUCGCACCCCCAUUGAAAUCGGCCGGCGCUGUACAACAUUGCUCAACACCGUUGCACGUGAGUUUGGCGAUCCGGACGAAAAGCUCACCAACGGUCAUGCCAGUGGCAAGGGUCGGGGUAGAAACCGUGAUGACAGUGAGGACGAGGAGGAAGAAGAAGAAGUGCCGGCGAAGAAGAAAGCCAAGAACGGUGUCGUGAACAAGAAAGUGAAGGCCGUCAAAUCGGGCACCGGCAGCAAGGCAACAAGCCCAGCAAUGUCUCGAGCCCAGAGCGUCAGUUCCACAGCGCCUGUCAAGGGAAAGAAAGGUGGGAAGAAGAGGUGA
Messenger RNA from Cyphellophora europaea CBS 101466, 3372 nucleotides. RefSeq lists its product as uncharacterized. Gene Ontology annotation, molecular function: ATP binding; histone binding; ATP-dependent chromatin remodeler activity. The coding region runs from base 1 to 3372 and encodes 1123 amino acids. The transcript has 2 exons. Gene Ontology annotation, biological process: nucleosome organization; regulation of transcription by RNA polymerase II. NCBI's taxonomy places the organism in Eukaryota, Fungi, Ascomycota, Eurotiomycetes, Chaetothyriales, Cyphellophoraceae. The record is from RefSeq and is a predicted model, not a curated record. Gene Ontology annotation, cellular component: chromatin; nucleus.